This is a messenger RNA of Eurytemora carolleeae, 3979 nucleotides long. It is a transcript of the gene msn, whose product is annotated as serine/threonine-protein kinase mig-15-like. Gene Ontology annotation, molecular function: ATP binding; protein kinase activity. Gene Ontology annotation, biological process: protein phosphorylation. NCBI's taxonomy places the organism in Eukaryota, Metazoa, Arthropoda, Copepoda, Calanoida, Temoridae. The record is from RefSeq and is a predicted model, not a curated record.
AUAAAAAGUCUGCAACUACGUUUGCAAAAUUAUUCUAUCUCAUAUCCAUUAUAUUUUAAUCAUAGGAGAGCUCUGCGAAAAGCAACUCAAAACUAGUUGCGAAAUGAUUCUACAUUUGGAGAUAUUUUCUCUCCACAAAUUGUCGCAAUAAAGUUGUUCAGUAGAGGAGGAAGAAUGAUUUAUCAACUUUAUAUCGUCUGCAUUAUAUAAUAAUCUGAUUAAAAUCUUUUUUUCAGGUAUUUGAAAGAUGUCUGGAAAUUGUGAUAUAUUCUAGAAUAUAUAAGAAGUGAAAGAACUGAUGAAGGUUUAAUCUUGGCCUAGACAAAUAGACAAUUUGAAGUAUUGGAAGAUGGCGGCCAUGGCUUCAUUGGACGAUAUUGAUCUCGCAGCUCUUAAGGAUCCUGCGGGUAUAUUUGAUCUAAUUGAGGUUGUAGGGAAUGGCACUUAUGGACAGGUUUAUAAAGGACGGCAUACAAAGACAGGACAGUUAGCUGCCAUUAAAGUAAUGGAUGUUACUGAGGACGAGGAGGAAGAGAUUAAGCUUGAAAUAAACGUCCUGAAAAAAUACAGCCAUCACAGAAACAUUGCAACUUAUUACGGGGCGUUUAUAAAGAAAUCACCACCGGGCAAGGAUGAUCAACUUUGGCUUGUAAUGGAAUAUUGUGGAGCAGGAAGCGUCACAGAUUUAGUGAAAUCUAUCAAAGGGCAGAGUCUCAAGGAGGAUUGGAUCGCAUACAUCUCGAGGGAGGUUCUACGCGGAUUGACGCAUCUACACGCAUGUAAAGUUAUACACCGAGAUAUUAAGGGACAGAAUGUGCUUCUAACAGACAAUGCUGAGGUGAAGCUUGUUGAUUUUGGAGUUUCAGCUCAGCUAGACAGAACUAUUGGGAGAAGGAAUACGUUUAUUGGUACACCGUACUGGAUGGCUCCUGAGGUUAUAGUUUGCGAUGAUAACCCUGACGCAACAUACGAUAACAGGAGUGAUCUAUGGAGUCUGGGAAUCACGGCAAUAGAGAUGGCUGAGGCCCAACCCCCACUCUGUGAUAUGCAUCCUAUGCGGGCUCUCUUCCUUAUACCGAGGAACCCUCCUCCUCGACUGAAGUCCAGAAAAUGGUCGUCUAAAUUCAAGAAUUUUAUUGAAACAUCUCUAGUGAAAGAUUAUCACCAACGGCCAUAUACAGACGAACUUCUCAAACAUCCCUUCGUCCGAGAUCAACCAACAGAACGUCAGGUGAGGAUUCAGCUGAAGGAUCACCUGGACAGAAUGAAGAAACACAAGGCACAGAAGGAGAGAGAGGAGGCGGAGUUCCAGUAUUCAUGAUCUGAGGAUGAAGCCCUGCCUGAGACAGAUGAAAGAGCAGGGGAACCAUCUUCUAUCCUACAGGCACCAGGGGAUAAUACUCUUCGUAAAAACUUCCAGAUUAUCCAGGAUAGUUCUAAAGCAGCCGCUAAUGCAGCUAUAAAUAAGAACUCACCAGCGAAUAAGGAGAAGGAACGAAGAUCAAGUAGAAGAGAAGAAGUUCCUCCUCCAGCUCCUCGUCUUCCUGUACCCAACCCCUCAUCUAGCUCUAGUACUCCUCCAGGACCUCCGCCACAGCGCCCUUUACCUCCGCCACCAAACGGAGCAGCGGAUAAUAUCCGAAGAGACCAGGGCAGUAAACCAAAUACUCCUCCCUCUAGGGAUCAGAACCGGAACUCCCGUUUGAUAUCUGCUCCUGGAGCAGGUGGACCUGGUAAGAAGCCGACUGAUCAGCUUGAUGAGCUCGCUAAACAGCUUCAAGAUCUAGUUCCUUCUCCAGGACCUGCCCGUGCUGACCGGCGGCCAGCAGACCGGCAACGUGUUCCUAGUUCUCAGCAACCAGUGUCUCCAGAUCUUGUUGAAGACGAUUCAUCAGACGACGAGGGUCCUAUACUCAAAGACGGAACCAUCAAUGCAUCAGAACGGAAUCCUAAACCACUCCGAGAGUUCCUGCCCCACAGGAGCUCCGGAGCAGGAGGAGCUGGAGUUGGAGGAGUUGGAGCUCCACAGGAGCAUAGAGUUAGUAGUGUUGGUGUACCAGCUAAAGGUCCCAGCAGACCUCUUCCCCCGACACCCGACGACGACGACACCAUGCGCCGAGGCGGUAACUCUCCAGCCAUCCGGACAAAUAUGCCGGAUCUACUCCCCCAGACUCCGUCAACCACCUCCGGUCCUCCCACUCCCUUGUCUAGAGGAAGUCAGGACUCCCCAGGACUCCAGGGGGGAAACCAUCCUCCUACUGCAGCAGAGAUUCAACAGAGAGAGAAGAGUUUUCUUUCCUUUGGGUUUGGAGCAGGAGGUACUGGGGUUGGUGAAAGUAGCAGUAAUAUAAACCCCAGACGAGAGUCUCAUAUAAAUGUUAAUGUUGCUCCACCUCAUGAGUUUGGGACAGAUACACCAGAAAUCAGGAAAUACAAGAAGAGAUUUAAUUCUGAAAUCCUGUGUGCUGCCCUAUGGGGGGUUAAUCUUCUUAUUGGAACAGAAAACGGUUUAAUGCUUCUAGACAGAUCAGGACAAGGUAAAGUGUAUCAGUUGAUAUCUAGACGAAGGUUUCAGCAGAUGGAGGUGCUGGAGGGACAAAACAUACUGGUUACCAUCUCAGGAAAGAAGAAUCGUGUGCGCGUAUACUACCUCUCCUGGCUAAAAUCCAAGAUUCUGCGCACUGACACCAAUAUUGAGCGCAAAGCUGGCUGGAUAAAUGUUGGUGAUCUGGCGAGCGCGGUACAUUUCAAGAUUGUCAAGUACGAGCGGAUAAAAUUCCUGGUGAUCGCGCUGCGCGACUCUAUAGAAAUCUACGCCUGGGCGCCUAAACCUUAUCAUAAAUUCAUGGCCUUCAAAACAUUUUCAGAGUUGCAAUACAAGCCCUUGCUAGUUGAUCUAACUGUAGAGGAAGGAACAAGACUAAAAGUUCUCUAUGGAUCAUGUUCAGGAUUCCAUGCUGUUGAUCUAGAUAGUGCCAGUGUGUAUGAUAUCCAUAUACCGAAGCACCCCCAGGGUCCUAUUGCCCCCCACACUAUCGUGACCCUACCCAACUCUAACGGUAUGCAGUUACUGCUCUGCUACGACAACGAGGGGGUUUAUGUCAACACAUAUGGCAAGAUUGCUAAGAAUAUAGUGCUGCAGUGGGGAGAGCUACCGACUAGUGUAGCGUAUAUAGGAACAGGGCAGAUUAUGGGUUGGGGAAACAAGGCCAUAGAAAUAAGAUCUGUAGAAUCAGGACAUCUUGACGGAGUAUUCAUGCAUAAAAAGGCCCAGAAACUCAAGUUUUUGUGUGAACGGAAUGACAAGGUUUUCUUCUCCUCUGCUAAAGGCGGGUCCUCCUGUCAAAUAUAUUUUAUGACUUUAAAUAAACCAGGAAUGGCCAACUGGUAAUUUCAGUACAGAACCCGUUGUAUAUUUACUGAUCCUGUAUAUUGUUACAAUUUACUGAUCCUGUAUUUUGUACAGUACACUGUGUAUACCGUACAGUACCUGACUGUACUAUUUGCCAAGUCUGUGUGUUAAAACUGUACCGUGGUUUGCAGUACAUGCUUCUCUGUACAACUAAUGUGUAAUGUAUCUUGUACAAGAAGACUGAGUGUAAUCCUCUUCACUAGUCUUAUUCUACAAGAAAAUGAAAAUCUGAAACACGAAUUAAUUUAAACUUCUAGAUUUUUCUUAAUUCGUUGUUCCGUAAAUCCUAAUGAUCUUUUCCAAAUCAUAUUUUAGAAUAUCAAAACACCCCUCUGUGAGAAUUUUAACAAAAAAUAUUUAUAAACUUGUUUAGUCAAUUUUUGUUUAAUGUGAUCCAAUCCUGCUUGAGUCCCUGCCUGCUGGGACCUGUUUGGCCCCCGAUGAUGAAGUGUCGUCAUUAACUUUUUAAUCUUGGAAUAAAAAAACCUAUCUAAGAAAAUUUUAGUAAAAAUCUGACCUCCGGAUCUGAACCCAAUUUGGAAAUUUUAGGGGAUUAAGAAAAAAAAA